Messenger RNA from Arthroderma uncinatum, 1488 nucleotides. RefSeq names its product putative VrtC. The transcript is spliced from 2 exons. Gene Ontology annotation, biological process: alkaloid metabolic process. The record is from RefSeq and is a predicted model, not a curated record. Bases 1 to 1488 code for a protein of 495 amino acids. Gene Ontology annotation, molecular function: prenyltransferase activity. Lineage: Eukaryota; Fungi; Ascomycota; Eurotiomycetes; Onygenales; Arthrodermataceae.
AUGGCUCCUCAUCCCAACCUCGAUGACAACGGUCCUGCGGUCGAGACACCCCUAAGUGUCAAUGGCAGCAAGCGUGCGCUUAUUGGUACCAGCACAGCUCCUAGCAAUGGCUCAAUCCAAGCAACAUCUAACUUCGAGUAUCAGCUCGGAGUUUUCAACAAUGUUUCUCGCUUCCUACCCGAUGAUGAUGAGAACCACCUGUUCUGGUGGAAAACUACUGGCCGCCAUUUCGCCAGAAUGAUCCAUGAGGCAAGGUAUCCAGAGCCACGUCAAGUCGAACUCCUGCUAUUCUAUCGGUUCGUCAUCGCUCCCCGCCUCGGGCCCAAGCCAACAUCAGCAGAGCCGCGGUUCAGGAGCCGAGUUGCCCCUGGUAUUGGUGACGGCUCCCCAAUCGGAUAUAGCUGGAGAUGGGGUACUGGACGCGGCAGCAAGCCACUGAUUCGACAUUAUAUUGAACCAAUGGGCCUAUUGACAGGAACAGCCGCUGACCCAUUGAACGAGUUUGCCGCCAAAGAAAUGCUGUGGCACCUGGGCAAGAUCAUCCCAUCAGCGUCAUUGCCUCUGGCGUGGAAGUUCGCUGCCCACAUCCGGCCAAAUCUGACAGAUGAGGCCGCACGACAAGCAGCGGGUUCUUCCAUGCUUGUUGGAUUGCAAUGUGCUCCAGAUUCUGAUAGUGUAGAGGUCAUGGCAGGGUUGAUGACGAAGGCACCUUCGCAAGUCAAGGAACUGCUAAACACCAUAUUUCCAAGGGCUAUGCGUGAUGCCUAUGGUGAAGAUGCAUCUUUGGAUAGCUUAAACAUCGUCCGCGAAUUUAUUGAGACGGACCCUCAUGGCCGUCACCUCACAAUGCUCGGCACGACAGCUAUUGAUUGUUGUUCAGCCGAAAGUUCACGAUUCAAGGUAUAUGUGACGACAAACAACACCUCUUUCGACCACAUUGCCGCAGUCAUGACCUUGGGUGGGCGUAAGCCAGAAUCACCCAAGUCUAUAGCCCAGCUAAAGGAGCUGUGGUACGGACUCAAAGGACUGGAGGCCGAUUUCCCAACCUCAUCCGAGCCUCCCAGUGUCACCGUCAACGGCAGUGCACAUGGACGUGCUGCCGGUGCGAAUGCCAAUAUUAGUGGAGUGACAUUCUACUUCGACAUCCAUCCCAAGUACCCUGUUCUGCACGUCAAGUUACAGGUCGAUGUCAGCAAGCAUGCAGAGACUGAUGCAGCUGCGAUUAAGGCAGUGACUAGCUUCCUAGAGCGCCGUGGCCAGGGCGACGAUGCAAGGGCGUAUAUGAAUGUGGUACACGGAAUGGUGACCGAGAAGGAGCUGGAUACGCGCCGGGGGCUGCAAGCGUUCUUUGCAUUUGCAGUCAAAAAGGGGGAGAUUGAUAUCACAUCCUACUUCUUGCCACAGAUAUACAGGAGGUUUGCGGAGACGCAGGCAGAGAUAUGCCCUACAUCACGAUCGCAACGGCGCAGUCGCUUUGAUUCCUAUUAA